AUGGAUAAAUAUAUUAAAGUGCGAAAGAUUGGAGAAGGAUCCUUUGGGAAAGCAAUUCUUGUCAAAGCUAAAGAAAAUGGCCAACAGUAUGUUAUUAAAGAAAUAAACAUCUCUAAGAUGUCAAAUAAGGAGAGAGAAGAAUCAAGAAGAGAAGUUGCUGUACUGGCAAACAUGAAACAUCCAAACAUUGUCCUGUAUAGAGAAUCAUUUGAAGAAAAUGGCUGUCUUUACAUAGUGAUGGAUUACUGUGAAGGAGGAGACUUAUUUAAAAAAAUAAAUGCCCAGAAAGGAAUCUUAUUCCCUGAGGAUCAGAUUCUGGAUUGGUUUGUACAGAUCUGUUUAGCACUAAAACACAUACAUGAUAGAAAAAUCUUGCAUCGAGACAUAAAGUCACAGAAUAUAUUUUUAACCAAAGAUGGAACAAUACAGCUGGGAGAUUUCGGCAUCGCCAGAGUUCUUAACAGUACUGCAGAGCUGGCUCGCACUUGCAUAGGAACACCAUACUAUUUGUCUCCUGAAAUAUGUCAGAAUAAACCUUACAACAAUAAAAGUGAUAUCUGGGCCCUUGGUUGUGUUCUCUAUGAGAUGUGUACACUUAAACACGCAUUUGAAGCUGGUAACAUGAAGAACUUGGUACUGAAGAUAAUCUCUGGACCUUUUCCUCCUGUGUCUGUGCAUUAUUCCUAUGACCUACGCAAUCUGCUUUCACAGUUAUUUAAGAGGAAUCCUAGGAACAGACCAUCAGUAAACUCCAUAUUGGAGAAAACCUUUAUAGCCAAAAGGGUUGAAAAAUUUCUCACACCACAGCUUAUUGCAGAAGAAUUCAAUCACAAAAUCUUCCAAAAGUUUGGACCACAUGCUGCACCAGCUAAAAGACCAGCUCAAGAACAAACUCUGUCUUCAGCUGCACCAACUCACAAAAUUACCAAACCUGCUGCAAAAUACGGAGUGCCUUUAGCAAUCAGGAAAUCUUGUGAUGCAUCUAAAAAGCCUAACGAGAAGAAGCCAUUGACUAAAUCUAGGCAGGCCUUUCCAACUCCAAUGAAGAAAAAUAAUCCAGGAGAAGAAAGGAGGAAAAUGUUUGAGGAACCUUCAAAAAAGAAAAGAUUAGAAGUGCCUGAAAAAGAAAAACGUCAGAGAAAUCAGGUAGAUGAUUUACUGAAGGCAGAUGAAAUGAGAAGAUUUGAAAAAGAAAGGAUGGAACGAAUGAACAGAGCCAGGGAACAAGGAUGGAGGAAUGUGCUUGGUUCUGGUGGAAGUGGUGAUGUUAAGGCACCAUAUUAUGGUGGUGGAGGUGGCGUCAGUCCUUUUCCUGUGUCUUCCAGAGGACAAUAUGAACACUAUCAUGCUAUUUUUGACCAGAUGCAGCAACAAAGGGAAAAUACUAGACUAGCUGAAGCCAAACUAAAGGCAAAAGUACAAGGCCGAGAAGCUGCUGAAAGAGGAUUUCCACAUGGAAUACAUCCAGGAGAUCCUAAGGGGCGUGCAGGUCAUCACCAUUUACCUGAUGCUGGUGCAGUUAGGAAAAAAGUGAAAAGAUUGAAGGAGGUGUCUAAACAAGCCAAUGCAAACAGGCAAAAGGGAUGGAUAGCUGCAGACAGAGCUGAACAAGUUGAAGAAUUCUGGCAACGAAAGAGAGAAGCCAUGGAAAACAAAGCUCGAGCUCAGGGACACAUGGGUACACUGCAAAACGUGGCAGAUAUCUAUGGAGGCAGGCCCAUUUCUGCAAGAGGAAGGAAAUCCAGAAACAAGGAGGAAGAGGAAUAUUUGGCAAGAUUAAGACAAAUCCGGCUACAAAACUUUAAUGAACGUCAACAGAUUAGAGCAAAACUUCGUGGAGAAAAGAGUGAAGCCACCAGUUCUGAUGGACAAGAAUCAAGCGAGGAAGCAGAACUGAAACGUAAAAAGAUAGAAGUGCAGAAGGCCCAAGUAAAUGCUCAAGCUGCGGUUCUGAAAGAACAAUUAGAGCAAAAGAGAAAGGAAGCAUAUGAAAGAGAGAAGAGAGCAUGGGAAGAACAUUUGAUAGCAAAAGGGGUAAAGAAUUCUGAUGUGCCUUUUCAUGUGGGAACUACAGAACACAGUCCUGUGCAUGGACUACAAGGACUUGAAGCAGCUCUUCCUAAGCCACAGCUUCCAGUGAAGCCCAGUACACCAGUCAUCUCCAUGACUUCUGCUUUGAAGGAAGUGGGUGUGGAUGAAAAUGUAACUGCUAUCCAGGAAGCUGAGGAAGAGAUAAAAAAGCCAGAUUUGGCAGUGCAAAAUAAACGAGAAAUACUGAGAAGGUUAAAUCAAAAUCUUAAAGCUCAAGAAGAUGAGAAAGAGCAAAAGGACCGUAAAAAUGUUUCUGAAUCAGCUGGGUCUGAAGAUGGUAAGGAACAAGAAGAAGGUGACCAUCCACUUCUAGGAGAUCGUAAAAAAUGGGAAUCUGGAGCAUCUGAAUUGGUGGUUCCUCUAGCUCAGUUAUCAAUGGAAGAUUCUCUCUGCGGAACAGACCGUCAAACUCUGGGGGAAGUAAUUAAGUUAGACAUUGGUGAACCCCACAGGAAAGUCUGGGGCAAAAGCCCUACUGAUUCAGUCCUGAAGAUCCUAGGAGAAGCAGAGUUGCAGCUGCAAACUGACCUACUUGAGGAACUAGAUGUAAUAAAUGGUACUGCAGAACUUCUUGAAGGAGGUCAUCAGUCCUCAUCAGAGGAGAAGGAAGAGAAAGCUUUUCCUACUGUUGAGGCUCUGUCUUCAGCACCAGUUGGUAUCAGAGAGUCUGAAAUGACCAUACUAGAAGAAUGUCAAAGAGGUGGACCUACCCAGGUGCAGAGCAGACCUACUCUGCUGGAUGAGCCUGAUGAUUUGGAAGCAGAGAUGUUGGAAGAAACACAAGAAGAAAAGCACCAGAAUAAGAAAUACCCCAUCACUGUUACUGAAGUGUGGGUAAAAGAGAAAGAGGACAAGACACAACAUGACAGAAUAAAUGAGACAGCUUCUGCGAAACUAGUGCUUGAUGUGGUUCAGCCACAAAAGGAAGCUCCAGAAGAAACUUGUUCCAGUGACUUUUCACAACCUGAACCCUUAUUCCAGAGGGUAAUGCAGCCUGCAGCUGUACCAACAGCCUCUCCAGUUCUGUCAGCUCAGUCUUCGCAGGAAGAGACUUUUGUACCUCGGUCACACUUCAUAUCACCAGCAAAACAUAAAGGCAAAAGUUCAUUGUUGAUUGGACUUUCUACAGGGCUUUUUGAUGCAAACGACCCAAAGAUGUUGAGAACAUGUUCACUUCCAGAUCUUUACAAACUGUACAGAACUUUAGUCGAUGUUCCCAGUGUAGCAGACGUGCAGCAUCAACAUAAUCUUGAAACAGAUGAUACAGAAGACGAGCAAGCCAAAGAAGGACCCUCUGAUUCGGAGGAAAAUGUGUUUGGGGAGACAGAUACAGAUUUGCAGGAACUCCAGGCCUCAAUGGAACAAUUGCUUAGGGAGCAGCCUAGUGAGGAAUUCAGUGAAGAGGAAGAGUCUACUUUAAAGGCUAAUGUCAUGAAAUGCCUAACAAAUGGUACAGAGCUGGAUGAAGGAGAUGACAAUAACCCCAGCAGUGAAAGUGCACUUAAUGAAGAGUGGCAGUCAGAUAAUAGUGAUGGAGAGAUUGCCAGUGAAUGUGAAGAAUGUGAUAGUAUCUUCAGCCACUUGGAAGAGUUGAGAUAUAACCUGGAGCGGGAAAUAGGCUUUGAUAAAUUCAUUGAAGUUUAUGAGAAAAUAAAGGCUAUCCAUGAAGAUGAAGAUGAAAAUAUUGAUAUUUGUUCAACCAUAGUUCAGACUGUUCUUGGAAAUGAACACAAACACCUGUAUCCCAAAAUACUUCACCUAGUAAUGGCAGAUGGUGCCUACCAAGAAGAUAAUGAAUAAAACUGACUCAGGAAAUUCCUUAGUGCUG
Molecule: messenger RNA, 3919 nt
Organism: Indicator indicator
Lineage: Eukaryota; Metazoa; Chordata; Aves; Piciformes; Indicatoridae
Gene: NEK1
Product: NIMA related kinase 1
Exons: 34
Coding region: 1-3891 (1296 amino acids)
Biological process (GO): protein phosphorylation
Molecular function (GO): protein kinase activity; ATP binding
Source: RefSeq, a predicted model, not a curated record